UUAAGCCAAUCAAUAUUGUAUCUGUCUAAUAAUAGAUCCAUUAUGGAUGGCGGUACAAGUGUCACCAAGGUGAGAGUCUGACCAGAAAGAAUUGUGGUUUAACGCAAUAACACAUUUUUUGAGAGGGUGGAUCUGAUCAGUUACACAACGCCAUGGAUCGGGAAACAAGUGAAUUUUUGAUCUAGCUGAGAGACCAAGAUACAUGGGCUAGAAUCUACAAAAUGAGGGACUGGCGCCUGGCAUUGCUGGUCAUCGGACUUCAAUCUUGCAUCUAUCAAUAUGCCUGUGGACAGGAGAUCGACCUCUUCACCCUGUGUCCAUCGCUUAUGUCAGGAAUCCAAGUGUGUGCUGAUAAAUAUAUGCCAGGAAAACAGACGCCGAUCAUGGCCAUGUUUGACCCAAAAGCAAUUGGAAAAAUAGAUUUGAAUCUGGGAAGUUUUAGAGAAAUGUGCAGUACAAUGUCAAUGAUAGACCAAAUGGAAAACCACUUCGUGUGUAUCAAUACAGUCUUGAACAUCACCACCUGCCCCGCCCUUGGCCUUGACCUUGCAGACUUACUGAACCCCAACAUGCUUGGGGCCAUGAAAAGAUCGUGGAAGUACACGUGCCAACACUUGGAAGUUCUGGCAAGUGAAGCGGCACAAACGUGUCUGAUAGAGACCAACAAACAAAUGCUGAGAUGUAUAACAAAAAGGUCACGAGAGAAGAAGCUGAAAGAUGCUGUUGAGGAGGCUACAGAAAAUAACUCAAAUCAACAGGAUGUCGUGAAAUUAAAUAAUUGCAUAAUGUAUAGUUUAUCAUCAACCUGUUUCAAGAAAGCAUUGGAUUUAAAGGGCUGUCCACAGAACAUCAGUGACGUCGCCUGGAAGUCGGUCAGUCUAGUGAUCCCCACAGCAUGUACGACUGGACCUUACGCAAUCUAUAACAAGUUAUUUUCUGGGACAAGCGAAAACUCUUCAACCUCAAAAACUGUUAGCAUUCUUCCUUUCGUGUUGUUGAUAUUAUAUGUUACUUUCCUAGAUUGGACAUAAACUCAAUGUAGCUAUACAGAUUACCUAGUUUUUUUAUAUUUUACCAGGAACCGACAAAUUGCUUUGGCGGUGUUCACAGUAUUCUUCUAUCUCCAAGAUAAACGUUGUGUUUCUUCAAAAGAAACCAGGAAAUCAAAUUGAAACUUUCAUCAUGCAGGCCUAAAAUGAAAUAAGCUAUGGUUCCAGUAAUCACCAGACUAACACUCAUUGACAAGUCGCUACAAAUGUACAUGUAACUCACUUACCCAUGACUUGCACGUUCCUGCCUCUCACUGAUGCCAUCUGGUGUUUCUGAAUGUCACUGAUGCCCUCCUCUGGGUACAGCACCAUCAGCUUUGUUGAUUCAGGAUCUGGAAGGAGUAAAUUUAAGAGUUGAGAUUAUGAAAUACACCAAAUGCAUUUGCCUUUGAACUUAUUUGCUAUUGUCCUGUAGUUUUGUCAUGAAGAAUUGUUCCAAAAGGUUUUUGUUUUUGACUGGCUUUUCAAAAAUGACAAUCAAUCACUGUGCCAGUGCCAAUGUUAUCACAAUUACAUUUUAAGUCUUCACAUUUUUUCACAUUACAAAUUUUUUUUUGUAAAUUCGUUAUGGUUUAUGUUGCGUCCCCAUGGUACCAUACAUUGUACUAUGACUUAAUAGGUGGAUGAAACGAGGAGAGAGGAUUGUUGAGUGGCCAUGUGCUUUUUCAAGGCACCAAGUUCCUGUUGUAACUAUAUAUAGCUGUU
Lineus longissimus is the source of this 1754-nucleotide messenger RNA. RefSeq lists its product as uncharacterized. The record is from RefSeq and is a predicted model, not a curated record. The coding region runs from base 222 to 1031 and encodes 269 amino acids. Lineage: Eukaryota; Metazoa; Nemertea; Pilidiophora; Heteronemertea; Lineidae. The transcript is spliced from 6 exons.